Daldinia decipiens is the source of this 1182-nucleotide messenger RNA. RefSeq names its product MFS transporter. Gene Ontology annotation, molecular function: transmembrane transporter activity. Gene Ontology annotation, biological process: transmembrane transport. Bases 1 to 1182 code for a protein of 393 amino acids. NCBI's taxonomy places the organism in Eukaryota, Fungi, Ascomycota, Sordariomycetes, Xylariales, Hypoxylaceae. Gene Ontology annotation, cellular component: membrane. The transcript is spliced from 6 exons. The record is from RefSeq and is a predicted model, not a curated record.
AUGGAGCAUAUUUCAAAUGUGAACAGCAAGAAAAGCCAAAGACUCGAGUACAUCGAACAAGUUACAGACGAUGUUUCACUCGAAAGGCCCGAAGCGAAGACAGACGACCUUGGCCAAAAUACCAAUAGUGCUGCAGCGGAAAAGAGGCUGGUCAAGAAGUUAGACCUGUAUAUUCUUCCUAUUCCGUGGUUCAUGUUCUUUAUAAGCUGCCUAGAUCGAAACGCGAUAGUUAACGGCAAGCUCGACGGGUUGGACAAGCAGUUACACAUGAAAGGAUAUCAGUAUAACACUUGUGUAGCGAUAUUUUCCGUGGGUUAUAUAGUGGCACAGGUCCCGUGUAAUAUGAUUAUAAACCGGGUCCGUCCGUCAUAUUUCAUGGCCGGGUUUAUGACAGCAUGGUCCAUCACGACUCUAUGUACGUUCUUAGUGCACGACUAUACGACAAUGUUAAUCGCACGCUUAGUGCUUGGUUUCGUAGAGGCACCGUUCUAUCCCGGGAUGCUAUAUAUGCUAAGCAUGUUCUACACGAGGAGAGAGAUUGCCACACGGAUAUCGAUCUUUCACACAGGUAGCACGGCAGCAAGUGCUUUUUCUGGGCUCAUUGCUGCCCCUAUCUUUACGAAAUUAGGGGGCGUCUAUGACCUUGCUGGAUGGCAAUGGUUAUACAUCAUUCAGGGGUCACUCUCGACAGUAGUUGCCAUAUUUGGGUUCUUUCUCUUGCCAGACAGUCCACUUAAGCAUCGGUGGCUGACUCCGGAAGAGCGACAGUUAGCCCAUGACCGUAUUGUUAACGAUACUACAUGGAAGCGUGAAGGUACUAUGAGCGUUAUGAAGGGUUUCAAAGAAGCUGUUCUUGAUUAUAGAACCUGGUUGUUCUGUCUGGCGUUAAACCUUCAUCUAUCUAGUCAUGGUUUUCGGAACUUUCUACCAACUGUCGUCAAAAACCUCGGCCUGGACACCACGACGGCCCUCGUUCUUACCUGCCCUCCAUAUAUCCUCGGCUCUCUGGUAUCAGUCGCCAUUUCCUGGUCUAGCGGUCGCUUUGACGAGCGAACAUGGCACAUCACGCUCUCAAAAGCAGUCGGUAUUAUCGGAUAUGCCAUUAGUAUGGCGACACUUAAUACCGCCGCUCGCUACGUGGGGAUAAACCAAGAAGAAGUUAUGGCUAAUUUAUUCGGUUAA